Messenger RNA from Beta vulgaris subsp. vulgaris (sugar beet), 1201 nucleotides. RefSeq names its product NADPH-dependent 1-acyldihydroxyacetone phosphate reductase. The record is from RefSeq and is a predicted model, not a curated record. The transcript is spliced from 3 exons. Gene Ontology annotation, cellular component: endoplasmic reticulum. Gene Ontology annotation, molecular function: oxidoreductase activity. The coding region runs from base 257 to 1102 and encodes 281 amino acids. NCBI's taxonomy places the organism in Eukaryota, Viridiplantae, Streptophyta, Magnoliopsida, Caryophyllales, Amaranthaceae.
AAUAAAUUACUGACCUCAUACUAUGAUUUGGACUUUGGAGUUUGGAGUCUGAGUCAGGUAGUUGGCAGUUGCAGCCGUGCAAGUUGGUUGUUGUGUACAUGUGUUUUCUCACUUUUUGGGCUUUCAUCUGUGUGCGGCGGGUCCAUGACUUCAUACUUCCAUUUCUCAUUUAUGUACUCUUAAAAAAAACACGUUCACCUAACUCAUUCUGUCCUAACUUUCUAGCUACACUUUGACAUUUGACGAUAUAGAAUUAAUGGAGGUGGUGAAGAUGGAAGAAACAUCACCAGUUGUAGUUAUCACAGGAUGCUCAGAUGGUGGUAUAGGAAACGCGCUUGCACGAGCUUUUGCGGCGGAGAAAUGCAAGGUUGUUGCAACGAGCAGAUCUAUGGCAACCAUGUCAUCGUUAGAGCAUGACCCUCGAUUCAUGGUGAAGGAACUUGACGUGAAUUCAGAGGAAAGUGUGAAUGAUGUAAUAUCCAUUGUUUUGGACAAGUUUGGAAGGAUUGAUAUAGUUGUUAAUAAUGCGGGUGUUCAAUGUGUUGGCCCUCUUGCUGAGAUCCCUGUCUCUGCUUUGCAAUCCACUUUUGAUACCAAUCUUUUUGGUGCCAUUCGAUUAAUUCAAGCUGUGGUUCCGCACAUGGCAUUGAGAAAAAGCGGAAAGAUUGUAAAUGUUGGUAGUGUUACUGUUUUGUCACCUUUACCAUGGGGAGGUGCUUAUACAGCAUCAAAAGCUGCUCUACAUGCUCUAACAGACUCUCUAAGGUUAGAACUUGGGAUUUUUGGUAUUGAUGUUAUCAACGUCGUACCUGGUGCUAUCAAAUCAAAUAUAGGAAACGCCGCGAUUGCUACCUAUAGUCACAUGCCGGAGUGGAAGUUAUACAAGCAAUAUGAUGAGGCUAUACGCGCAAGGGCUACCUUCUCACAGGGUCCUAAAUCGACACCAGCAGAAGAAUUUGCAAAGAAAACAGUUGCUGCCAUACUGAAGAAAAACCCACCUGCUUGGUUCUCCUAUGGCCAUCAGUCCACUGUAAUGAGUAUCAUGUACUAUUUGCCAAUAUUUGUGCGGGAUUUCAUUAUGCGACUUGUACUCAAAUGUUGAUAAAGGAUUGUAUCAUAACGACUGAACUAACCUUUCAUAUAUGUUUUAUCUGAGGUUGGCCUCAUAUCAUAAUUCAUAUGGUUCAUCAUACUUCACUCA